AGUGCGCGUUUCGUUGUCAGAGAGACUAGUAUCGUGCCGGUUUUCUCCGAUAUCAGUGGACGUUAGCAACCGCCCCUAGCGUUAUAUCGUGACCAGGACGUGUGUAUGUGUGUGUGAAAAAAAUCAAGACUUUAAGUUAAAACGUCCGAGUUACAGGAAAUAUUUGUAAGUAGUUCGAUUCCCAGGUAUCGUUGUCUAUUGCACCACAACUAAAAACAUGCUGAGGUUCUAAACGUGUUGGAAUGACUAUUUCAAACAGCUCGUCUGCACAUAUCUAAACUGACUAAAUCAGAGAUAGAAGAAAAAAAAAAGGACAUGAAAGGCGCCUGUGAAAACAACGUGCCAGGCGCCACUUACUCGUGAAGGUCACUUUACUCCAGUCGUUUUCAAAUGUGCACGAACUUGUGUCCUAGCAACGAUAAACAAGUAGCGGCGGAUGAAAGAAACGUCAAUAUCUCUAUUGAUAUCAGUACUUCUACGGUUUUCCUUUCCUAAAUGUUGCAUGUGCAUCAGAGAGGCAAAUCAGAAAGACAGCAGCCGAGAGAUGUGAGUAGGAAUGAAGAAAUGUUGAGAAAGAGCCGGAGUAAAAUAGGAAACUCGUAUUCCGUUGACGUCAAUCAACUUCCAAAAAACGUUUUCACCAAAGCCAGACAACUGUUUGGUAGCGAGAUCUGCCAACAUUAUCUUCAAGAACGGGGGUUUAAACGAAAUCUAAAAGUAGAUAAAGAAUCGGUGUGUCUUUGGGAGGAGGAAAAUGGUAAUUUGUUUUCUGAAAAAUAUCAGCCUGUGAGCCUUUCUUGCAAGGAGAAAUCGGAAGAAAGUGGGGUAGUUGAUCUUCCUGACCAUCAGCAAACACAAAAACACAGUCCUCCUCUUUCCGAAGAUGUUACUUUAGUGGUCCCGUCCGAGACUGGACAGGACUCCUUGUUAGCAGCUCGUGGUUUGGAUAUAUUAGUUGAUGAAAGUUCUUCUGAAACUAAAUCUCUCUAUAAUGCUUUAGAAACCGAACUCUGGUCACCUAAGUUGGCUAAAAUCUUUAGUCCCGAGGCAGGGGUUGAACAGUCUAGAUAUCAGAUAGAAGGAAUUAGAUCGAACAAUCUUCAGACUUCCCAUAAUAUCACUAGUGUUGACGUUUCUGAACACUGGAACACAUCAUCCCACUGUGACAAUUCCCAGAAUCCCGAUAAUAUAACAACUAGUAACGUAGACGUUUCUAAACACUGGAACACAUCAUCCCACUGUGACAAUUCCCAGAAUCCCGAUAAUAUAACAACUAGUAACGUAAACGUUUCUAAACACUGGAACACAUCAUCCCACGGUGACAAUUCCCAGAAUCCCGAUAAUAUAACUAGUAACGUAGACGUUCCUGAACACUGGAACACAUCAUCCCGCGGUGACAAUUCCCAGAAUCCCGAUAAUAUAACAACUAGUAACGUAGACGUUUCUGAACACUGGAACACAUCAUCCCACGGUGACAAUUCCCAGAAUCCCGAUAAUAUAACAGUUGGUGUUGAUGUUUCUGAACGUUGCAGCAAUUCCCAGAAUCCCGAUAAUAUAACAACUAGUAACGUAGACGUUUUUGAACAUUGGAACACAUCAUCCCACUGUGACAAUUCCCAGAAUCCCGAUAAUAUAACAGUUGGUGUUGAUGUUUCUGAACGUUGCAGCAAUUCCCAAAAUCCCGAUAAUAUAACAACUAGUAACGUAGACGUUUCUGAACAUUGGAACACAUCAUCCCGCGGUGACAAUUCCCAGAAUCCCGAUAAUAUAACUAGUAACGUAGACGUUUCUGAACAUUGGAACACAUCAUCCCACGGUGACACUUCCCAGAAUCCCGAUAAUAAAACUAGUAACGUAGACGUCUCUGAACACUGGGACAAAUCAUCUGACACACAGGAAGAUGUAAACGUCGUGGCUCUUUCUUCAUGUUUUAAGAGCGUUGUUAAAGAUGAUAUUCAUUGUAAAGAAACAUGUCAUGAUGAUCCUCCUUUAGAUCAUUCAUUCAAUACUACAGAUUCCUUCAGGUUUAUAUCGUUGACUGAAACGGAACGUGUUGGUCAAUCAAAUAACUCUUCGAAGGAAGAUCAAGUGGAAACUUUUAAACACAGAGAUGGCGCUUCUUCUUCUGACGAAUUCAAGACCUCUUCAUUUGAAGAAAGAAUUCCACUUAGUACCGGAAGCACCAGCAAUGAGGAGGGAAAACAAACAAGUGAACAUCAGGUAUGUUCGGAUGUCAUUAGUUUGGAAAAUAAGAUGUCCACAAUCACGCAAGAUGUUUCCAGGAAACAAACUCAGGACAAUGAAGAAAAUGAUGAUGAAAACAAAGAGGAUGAUAAUGAAUCCCUAAACACAUUGAAACUAGAGGAAGACAACUGUAAAGUUACUGAAGACGUUUUACAAAACAGUAUUGUCAAGAGCCUAGAUUCUGGCAUUAGAAAAAGGAAAUGCAGUAAGAGACAAGUCAACAACGUUAAUAAUAUGUCAGAAAAUCAAGAUAUUCAAUGUGAAAUUCCCAUUAAGAACCGAAAGGUGUCUGCAUUAUCGGUGUAUGCCAGUAUUGAAAACGGAAUGAUCACUGAAGUAAAAUGCAAGAGAUUUAAAAAAAGAACUGUAAAAAAUAGAGAAAAAUGCGACAUUUCAGGAACUUCAGAUUGUCGGACAGCAGGGGAAGAAAGAGAAGGUAACAUCGCUAAAAAUAAAAACAGUUGUCUUGUCGUUUCGCCCAAACCUACAAAUUACAGCUGCGAUCCUGCUAUUCGAGAAGUGGUUGAGGAUCUUGUCCAAACCGUGUUUUUGAACUCUUUAGACAGAGAAAAUGACCUGAAACUCGAAGAUCCCAAUAACGUGCGUGUUAAAGACCUUUUUCAAAAGUUCUGUGAUGAUUUUAACUUCGAACAUUGCGAUUAUCAGGAACUGAUAACCGAUUUCAGCGAGACCGUUAAACCAAAACUGAGUGGAUGUGGUGAAUACUCGGUUCCUCCGACAAAAAGAGGAAGAAAAAAAUUUGACCCAAAUAUCAACUCUUCAGCACCUGAUGUUCCCCAACAUCUUUAUCAUAGAGGUGAAUCUAAAACUAUGAACAAGUUUUACCAUUCCAUUAGCCUCAGAAGGAAAUCCAGAUGGUUAAGACAAAUUCCAUCUGCCAAACGAGUGGUAACCAGACUGGCUUUGCAUGAAAUGGGUUUAGAAAAAGUCGAAGAUUUGGAAAGCAUUCAUGAAGGAAAGAAACGUAAAUCUAGUGGUGGAGUAGUGGAGGAUGCUAGUAGGGCAAGUGCAACGUUUGUAAAGUUUAAUGGUGGAGUAGUGGAGGAUGCUAGUAGGCCAAGUGCAACGUUUGUAAAGUUUAAUGGUGGAGUAGUGGAGGAUGCUAGUAGGCCAAGUGCAACGUUUGUAAAGUUUAAUGGUGGAGUAGUGGAGGAUGCUAGUAGGGCAAGUGCAACGUUUGCAAAGUUUAAUGGGUUGAGAAAAGAUAAAACUGCUUCGUCGCAGAAGAAACAAAGUUUAAAAAGAAAAAGAAGAAUUAUGAACCAAUCAGGAAAUGAUGGUUCUUGUUUCACUUCCUGCCAGGUCCACGAGGAAUGUGUAAAGGAAGGAGGUCACGACUCGGUGAGAUUGACUAGCGUUCAAAAUGGUUACAAAGUGAAUUAUAAAAACCUGAAACGAACCAACUUAGAAGACGGAGUUAGAAUAGUUGGUAAACCUCAAGACACUCUGGUUCCCAGGAAUUAUGGCUUUCGGGAAAGAAGCCAUAGAGACUUGAAGGAAAAUGAACAGAAUGCUGGAACUGACAGUUUAGGAAAGAAAACAAAGAAAUUCAGGUACUGA
This is a messenger RNA of Limulus polyphemus (Atlantic horseshoe crab), 3825 nucleotides long. RefSeq lists its product as uncharacterized. NCBI's taxonomy places the organism in Eukaryota, Metazoa, Arthropoda, Merostomata, Xiphosura, Limulidae. The record is from RefSeq and is a predicted model, not a curated record. The coding region runs from base 496 to 3825 and encodes 1109 amino acids. The transcript has 2 exons.